This is a messenger RNA of Pediculus humanus corporis (human body louse), 1809 nucleotides long. RefSeq names its product cytochrome P450, putative. The record is from RefSeq and is a predicted model, not a curated record. Gene Ontology annotation, molecular function: iron ion binding; heme binding; oxidoreductase activity, acting on paired donors, with incorporation or reduction of molecular oxygen. NCBI's taxonomy places the organism in Eukaryota, Metazoa, Arthropoda, Insecta, Psocodea, Pediculidae. The transcript is spliced from 2 exons. The coding region runs from base 1 to 1809 and encodes 602 amino acids.
AUGUUUCUUACAAAAUAUUCAAGAUGCAUUUACAAAUCGAAACCGUUUUUAUCAACAUGUUCGGUUAAUAAUACAAACGAACCAUUGCAAAAACCAUCAAAAACGGAAAGUAAUUUCGCCGGAAAACAUGAUAAUGUAAAUCCACAAGAAGAAGAAUAUAAUAAUAAUAAUAAUGCGAAUAAGGAAAGUGAAAAAUAUAAUAAUAAUAAUAAUAACAUGUACUCGACGGAGGAAAGGAGUCAAACGGAACCGAUUGAAAAAACCGCGAGGGGAGGUCAAAAUGAUGCCUUGGAAAGUACCAAAGUGACUCCACAACCUUUGGACGUGAGCCUCGUGCAGAAAAAAGAUGCCGCAAACGAACUCCUCCUACACGCGGAUCCCUUCGAAGAAGUACCCGGACCGGUUUUUUUGAAAAAAAUAUCGAGCCUGUGGAAAUACCUACCGGAAUUGGGGUGUCAAGCCACCGGACGUCCUUUCGACAGGUUGUUUAAAAAGUACGGGCCCAUUGUCAAACUCCAGGGUCCUCUGGGAGCGGAUAUCGUUAUCAUAAACAAACCCGAACACGUGGGAAAAGUGUACGAUCAAGAGGGUAAACAUCCCGUCCGCUUCACGUUGGAUUCCGUUGAAAAAUGUCGAGCCGUUUUUAGAAAGAAUUCCGGGGGUCCUUUCAGUCUCUACGGAGUCGAAUGGGAAGAAAUGAGAAAAGCGCUCAACGAACCGCUUGCCAAAGGUGGAGAAAGGUAUUUCGGUGCCAUCGACGAAGCGGGAGACAUGUUCGUGAGAAGGAUAGGUGCGAUUAAAAACAAACAGAGCGAAGUACCCCCGGAUUUCUUGGUCGAAAUAACAAAAUGGAGUCUGGAAUGUUUGUGUUUCGUCGCUUUGGGUAAAUCUUUGGGUUUUCACAAUCCCGACGCGAAUUCGACUUCCGAACCGUUAAGAUUGCUCAAAUCCCUGAUAGACGCGACUCACAACAUAUGCAAAUGCGAAUCAGGGUUCCAACUUUGGAGAUUCAUGAACACUCCGGCAUCCGUGGGUCUCACUCAAUCAUGCGAAAUAAUCGACAGUUUCAUAUCGAAAUACGUGAGACUCGCACAAGUGAAUUUGACUCGUAAUAAAACGGAUAUAAUAAUGAACAGAGAGAAAACGGAAACGAAUCUUUCAUUCAUAGAAAAUCUUUUGCUCAACGAAUGUUUGUCGCCGGAUGAAGUUUUGACUUGCAUCGUGGAUUUGCUACUACUCGGCGUCAACACGACGAGCAGCGCAUUAGCAUUUUUCCUAUAUCACCUGGCGCAAAAUCAAAGAUCCCAGAGAACUCUGUUCAAGGAAAUAAAAGAAUUUCUACCGGAAAAACAUUCUCGGCUCGAAUACAAAACUUUAAAUAAUUUUAAAUAUUUGGAUGCUUGCUUGAAAGAAAGUCUAAGAUUGAAGUUACCCAUGCCGACUCUGACGAGAGUAUUGCCCACCGACAUUGCUCUAUCCAAUUUUCGCAUACCCAAGGGUACUUACAUGGUCAUGGACAUACAAUCGGCUUGUUUGAAAGAGCAAAAUUUUGAAAAAAGCGAUAAAUUCAUACCGGAAAGAUGGUUCGAACCUACCAACAUACAAUCAUUUUCCUUCAUACCUUUCGGUUACGGGAUAAGGUCAUGCGUGGGAAAACAUUUGGCAGAAGUACAAUUGAAAUCUUGCAUAGCUAAAAUAAUAAGGAAUUAUCAAAUAGAAUAUAACUAUGGUGAAAUACACGGUACGAAAACAGUUAUCUCUUUUCCGGAUGUUCCGCUAAAAUUAAGCUUUACAGAACGUGAAAUUUAA